AGCCUGCUACUUGCUGGAUUGUCUUGUGGAUCAUUCAUAUGUAAGCCACGCUCAUCGGCAGCGGCUCCACAGUUGUCAACGCAGGGCAGUGCACUAGCAGCUUCGCGGAAGCUUUUACCAUAAAUCAGUGCCGUUUUGGAUAAUAUUUUCGUCGUGUCCGCAUUACGACCUAACUGACUCUUCCAUGGUGCAAAAAGCCGUUAACAGUCCGGCACUUUCCCGGAAGUCCACCAACAGGGAUUCACCCCGACAGCAGCGCGCAGGCCAGCCAGCACCGGCGCCUCGGCAAAUGUCAAUUGUCUCCGAUCUUGAUUCGGUUAAGUCGUAUCCAAUCUCCAUUGAAGCCCCAUCGGAUGUGACAUGCGAGAGCGGCUAUGAGACAACUACCGAUGUGGUCUGUAAGGGACCGCUCCUCUACUAUAAACCCCGCUGGUUCGGUGAGAGCUGGAAACGCUACGAUGCCGUGCUGACCAAUGACGGUGUGUUUCGAUGGUAUAAAAAAGGGGGCAGUGAGCCCGCCGAGCUGGAAGGCACCCUGGUGCUGCAAUCCAUUCCCAAUGGAUUGAUUACCUUUGGAAAAAAUACGGAGAAUAUACCCAAGGAACAGCAAGUGCGGUUUCCUAAAGAAUUCAAUUUUCAACCAGCCAUCGCCAUCGGCGAGCCGUACACAUCUGGGGAAAUUUUCUGGUUUCUCUGCCCGUCAACCGAUAUGAUUCGCCUAUGGGAACAAGGAUUCAGGGAUUUAGUGGCAGCGGAGAAAUUCAGCUCCGGCAGCGGCGUGUAUUCAGCCUGGAAGAAAUACAGUCCCGAACGACCAACCCAGUCCACGCAGGAGCAUGAACCGCAUAAAGAAGCGGGCUGGAAUGAUGCAGCCAUCAUUCUGGCAUUGGACUUUUCAAUGUAGGGGGGAUCAUGUGGUGGUGCUGAGUGAUAGUUAUAAUGAUUUUUCCAUCGUCGGUGGUACGGAGAAAGUGCGGGUGACCUUUUGUUAUUCGUUAUUCUGACUCAGUUGUGGAUUGUUUUUCUAAGGAUGUUUUAAUACGUGUUUUAGAGAAAAUCUAAUAAUCAAUGAACGUCUCCACAUUAGCAUUUUUUUGUUCUUUCGAAUUAUUUUGUUUGCAUAUUGCAACUGUGAUCUUAAUGGUCACACUUUAAAGUUUGUGCUAUGCACAAUACUGCGAUCCUAGACGCGAUCUUUAAGCCUACUAAACGAAUCUGUUAGUCAAUGUGAUUCUUUACGUUUCGUGGUUUGUUUAACAAUAAAGU
Molecule: messenger RNA, 1266 nt
Organism: Paramacrobiotus metropolitanus
Lineage: Eukaryota; Metazoa; Tardigrada; Eutardigrada; Parachela; Macrobiotidae
Exons: 3
Coding region: 185-904 (239 amino acids)
Source: RefSeq, a predicted model, not a curated record